Molecule: messenger RNA, 1101 nt
Organism: Pseudozyma flocculosa PF-1
Lineage: Eukaryota; Fungi; Basidiomycota; Ustilaginomycetes; Ustilaginales; Ustilaginaceae
Exons: 3
Coding region: 1-1101 (366 amino acids)
Source: RefSeq, a predicted model, not a curated record
AUGGAGGGCAACGAGGUCGACGUCCUCGUUCGACGUCUUCACGAUCGACUCGAUGCAUCACCUGCGCCGUCAUCGAGGGCCAGGAAACGAAGGACGACCUCGCAUCGAAGUGUCCGCACCAUCGUCCAAGAUGUCAUCUUGGUGCGGUGGGGUUUCCGACAAGCAACGCUCCUGGACUCGACCCGCCUUACGGCGAGUCAAUGCAGGCACCUCGCCACGUUUCUCGAGGAAGAAGGCAUGUCGGAUCUCGUGGUCCUGCACUGGCGCGAGACAGCCGACAUCUUUGUGGCCCACCGCGCCCUGCUUUGCCGUUCCAUCGACCUUUACCUGUCUUCUAGCCUGGAGGAGAGAAGAUGGAUCGUGGAUGUACGAAGGGGAAGCUUGCAGAUCGCUCCACCGUCGCAACGCUUCAUGACCCUUCUCUCGAUGCUCCGACAGCGUUUAGAGGAUGUGUCGAUCAACCUGAUUGCCAUCUCGCCUUCCUCUGCCGAUCAGGGCCAGACAAUGCUAGGGACGACCCUUUCCGGCUUCCUGCUAGAGUACACGACCAUCUACUCUCUCGAGGACCCCACACCAUCCGCGUCGUCCUCUCCACCCUCUGCCUCUCCCUUCUCGUUGCAGACAUCGACCAACGCAUCACAACCACUGAGACACGACGAGGAAGAAGAGGGACGAUUCCAACGAGGAGAGGAAGAGGAGGACGACGCAGAGGUGGCAUGGAUCGAGACUCCAAACGCCCUCGCCCACCAAGCUUUGAACCUAUGCAGGGUCUUCCUCGACUUGCCGAGCCCUACGUCGUCGUCAAGAGGCGCAAGAAGUCGCAGUGAAAAUGCAAGGCAAAGCGCGCCGCCGCCGACGACGACGAGGCGGAGGAAGGAGAUCCGCGCAUUCAGCUGGCCUCGAUCCUUACAGCAUCUCCUUCCGACGACGCAGCAAGUCGAGGAUGGGAUACGCAGCCAACUACAAGAAAGGAUCGAGAGGCUCCGUGCCAUCCGGCUCGUAGGCGGCGACAACGACCAGGCGUCCGCAAGAGCGUCCCUGGCGCGCGCGCACGUCGACGUCGUCUUUGAGACCAUCACCCUCGAUCGGGUGGCGUUGUAG